GCCUCCGACCAGAGGUUGCAGUUUUCCUUACGCUCGAUCUCCAUCAAGACAUUAUAUCUAACUUCUCGUUUUUAAAGCGAAUAUAAUCCCACAAUGAAUAAGGCAAUUUUGGUAUUCCUCUUCUUGGCCAUGGUCGGAUCAGCGUUCAGCCGUCCCCAGCAAAAUCCAUUUAGACCAGGUGGAAAUUUCCAGUUCGGUGGUAAUCGACCUGCUGGUGCCUUCCCUGGACAAACCUUGUUCAACGGAGGAAAUGCUGCUGGAUUCGGAUCAGGAGCCGUGCAACCUGGUGGUGGACAAGUAAUUGGAACCGGAACCGGCAUCGCUAAUCCAGGUCCAGGUGGUUUUGGUGUAGCUUUGGGAGUCGGAGGGGCCGUUGCUUCGCCCGUUGGAAACUUCGCCCUUGGCCAAGGUGAAAGCAUUUCCAUCGGUAAAUAAGGAAGAAAUCCAUCACGGAACGUUCGCCUCCAAACUACCAUUUCUUUUUUUUUUGCUAUACCUCUUUUAUGUUGUUGCUAUACGUUUCUUUUACGUCCCAUAAAGAUAUGUACUAUAUCGCCGAAAGCAUUUUGCCGAGCAUUUUGCAGACCAGUGCCCGUUUUUGGCAUUGAAAAUUAGCAUUGCAUGUUUUCAACCGACACCUGUGAAUACACAUUUGAAUGCUUAUAAAAAAUA
Messenger RNA from Daphnia carinata, 672 nucleotides. RefSeq lists its product as uncharacterized. The transcript has 4 exons. The coding region runs from base 94 to 435 and encodes 113 amino acids. Lineage: Eukaryota; Metazoa; Arthropoda; Branchiopoda; Diplostraca; Daphniidae. The record is from RefSeq and is a predicted model, not a curated record.